AUGGACGUGAUGGCUAUCCUUGGGCUUAAAGUGCAAAGCACAAAGAUGACACCCGGCCUCGAGCAGCAGAAUCAAAACACGAACCGUUUACUCCUCAGAGAACCCGAACGGAGAGGAUCUUCAGUUAACCCGCAGUGCAUGGUUAACAAUCUUGGACCAAAAUGUAAUUCCAUGCCGCCACGGCAUGACGACAAACAUGACGACACGCCUAAGGAGUCUCAAGAACAAAAUGCACAGCUGAGACAUGAGAUGAUGAAACAGGCGCAGAUUAUCCUCGACGUCAAGAAGAAACACAAAGAAGCCGUGGGCCAGUUUAAACAGUACUCGGCAAAUAUCACAUACGAACUCGAGGAACAGAAAAAGAAAGUUUCCAACCUCGAGUUCCAAAAAGAAAAGCUCGUUAGUGAUCUCGAGCGACAAACAAAAAGGAUUUUCGACCUCGAGUGCCAAAAUAGAAUCCUAGUUCAUAGUAUCGAGAGACAAACUAAAAUAGCAUCUACGCUAGAAAAGCGAGAUGCAAAGAUGAAGGAAGUCUUCGGUAACAUUUCCAGCACAAUGUUCUCGGAGCUCGAGUACCAAGAAGAACUGAUCAACGAGAUGACACCAGGCGAAGGGGGAUUUUUCCGGCCAAGUCACAGUACCCUAGUGGAUCUGGUUGAAAUCAUUGAACAAUGGACAGCAGACGACAAGAAUUCAGAGAUGAUGUUCAAUUUUGAAGAUGAGCCGCAGUUUGAACAGCUAUACACGGAACUGUUGUCUCGAUUCAGCGAACAAUCAUGCCAGCUCAAAAUGCAGGCAAUGAAGCUCGGUAGACAGAAAGGCAUGAUUGACGAACAAAGGGGCAUUAUCUUCGAACUCGAGGCGCAGAAACGAAAGCUUGCUGGCGAUCUUGAAGAACAAGAUGGAAGAGUGGCUUCCCUGCUUGAAUGUUUAGAAAGGAAUGGUGUAGAAUCCACAUUCCUCCGGAACUAG
This is a messenger RNA of Penicillium verrucosum, 972 nucleotides long. RefSeq lists its product as uncharacterized. The transcript has a single exon. The coding region runs from base 1 to 972 and encodes 323 amino acids. Lineage: Eukaryota; Fungi; Ascomycota; Eurotiomycetes; Eurotiales; Aspergillaceae. The record is from RefSeq and is a predicted model, not a curated record.